AUGCGUUGCGUGGCCCGUAUCAUUCUACUGACUUGUUUCAUCUUCAUUGCAUUCAUCUAUCUUGCUGUAUCUCAUGCUAAUUCAAAGAUUGUAGUUGCCUUUGAUGCGAACGAUGAAGAAGCGCGUCGAAUUCUGGACAGUGCAAUACCAUCUCCAACAGUUGCCAGCCCAUUUAACAGCAGCGCACCCCAGUCGAUGUCCGUUUCGGUAGCAUUAGUUUUAAUUGUUUCACUUAUCAGUGUUGCUCUUUUAAUCACAGGUAUAAUCAUAAUUGCCGUUACGCUAGACCCAACUUCAAAUAAUGAAGAUGAUGAAGAAUCGGAUCUGGAGAUCGACGAACCGACCAAAAAGAAAGACAAGCAGAUUGCAGAUCAGAACGGCUAUUAUCCACGUUUCGACUAUGACUUCAACAAUUCAACUACGAUUCUCUCCGAGCUGUGA
This is a messenger RNA of Caenorhabditis briggsae, 441 nucleotides long. Bases 1 to 441 code for a protein of 146 amino acids. The transcript has 3 exons. Lineage: Eukaryota; Metazoa; Nematoda; Chromadorea; Rhabditida; Rhabditidae. The record is from RefSeq and is a predicted model, not a curated record.